GCUGCUCGCUGCUGCUGCUGCUGCUGGGGCUUCACACUGCUUGUCAACAGCCGAUCGAUCCCGGCCGGGGGACUGGGCUCGCUCCAUGUUUGUUUUAGGCCGUUCCUCGUGAACCCGUCCAGAACCAGCUGCAGUAUUGGGAGAGUAUUCUAUUCUUCAACAGUGGAACUAUGAUGGCAACGUGACAGGGGAACCGUUGAGAAAGCUUAAACGGCAAACAUGGAAGGACAGCGGAAGGACCAGCACGACAAGGUGAACGGCCACAGCAAGCCCAAAUCGCCCCAGGACUCGGCUGAUGUCAGGUGGACGCCACCCAAGGGAAAGUUUGGUGGUUCAAACCGCUGCGGGGGGACCAGUGUGUCAGAACUGACAGACCGGCAAGAGUUAAAGGCCAAGCAAAGGGAGGACGAAGAGGAGAAGGAGGUAGUUCCUCCCUCUGAAGGCCUGAAGGGGGACCAGAGGAAAAAAGAGAAAGAGAGUCUGGAUAAGGAGGAAAACAAUCACAGCAAGCAGAACAGCAGUGCAGCUUCCACCUACACAGACUUGUCUCAUACCUCGUCACCCUCGCUGUCAGAACAGCUGCGUCUUGGCCGAGAAGACAGCACAGGGUCUGGGAUCAGCGUGGAGUGUAAGGUCUGCGGGGACAAGGCCUCUGGCUUUCACUAUGGGGUGCAUGCCUGUGAGGGUUGCAAGGGCUUUUUCCGUCGAACCGUGCGAAUGAAACUGGAAUAUGAUCGCUGUGAGCGUUCCUGCAAGAUUCAGAAGAAGAAUCGUAACAAGUGCCAAUAUUGUCGCUUUCAGAAGUGCCUGUCUUUGGGAAUGUCGCAUGAUGCGAUCCGAUAUGGACGUAUGCCUGAGGUGGAGAGGAAGAAGCUGGUGGCAGGCCUGCUUGCUGAAGAACUGAAUCUUAGCAAACCAGGGGGCUCCGACCUGAAGACCUUGGCCAAACAAGUCAACGCAGCCUACCUGAAGAACCUCCUUAUGACCAAGAAGAGGGCCCGCAGCAUCCUGUCAGGCAAAACCAGCAGCAUCUCGCCGUUUGUGAUCCACGACAUGGACACACUGUGGAAGGCAGAAGGUGGUUUGGUGUGGAGGCAGCUAGUUCACGGCGCGCCCCUUGCCAAGGAGAUCGGGGUUCAUGUGUUCUACCGCUGCCAAUGCACCACCGUGGAGACGGUGCGAGAGCUCACUGAGUUUGCCAAGAGCAUUCCGGGGUUUGUGGACCUCUACCUUAAUGACCAGGUCACUUUGCUGAAGUAUGGUGUGCAUGAGGCUAUUUUUGCCAUGCUGCCCUCUCUCAUGAACAAGGAUGGACUGUUGGUGGCCAAUGGUAAAGGCUUUGUGACCAGGGAGUUCCUGCGCAGCUUAAGAAAACCCUUCAGUGAGAUCAUGGAGCCCAAGUUUGAGUUUGCUGUCAAGUUUAAUGCUCUGGAUCUGGAUGACAGCGACCUGGCCCUGUUUGUCGCUGCCAUUAUUCUCUGUGGAGAUCGUCCCGGGCUAAUGAACGUAGAGCAGGUGGAGCAGAGUCAGGACAACAUCCUUCAGGCCCUGGACCUCCACCUACAAUCAAACCACUCUGACUCAGCCUACCUCUUCCCCAAGCUGCUGCAGAAGAUGGCCGACCUUCGUCAGCUAGUUACUGAGAACGUUCAACUUGUCCAAAAGAUCAAAAAGACGGAGUCGGAGACCUCGCUCCACCCUCUACUACAGGAGAUCUACAAAGACAUGUAUUAGUAUUCCCCAGCACAGACUGCUUUUAGCAAUACUGUUACAGACUGAAUUUACAUUCAUGAUACUACACUGCAUUCAGUACAAGCACUGUUCCACGUACCGGCAUGGAUUAUAACGUGCAGAUAAGGCAACGUGACGUGGCAGAGCUAACACAAUCAGGAAAGUAUUCUCAAUGUCAGCAAUACCCUCUGCACAGUUUGUGUGUGUGUGUGUGUGUGUGUGUGUGUGAGCGUCAGUGUGAGUGUGUGUGAGAGAGGGAGAGAUCAGCAUCUGGAUUCAUUUGCUGAAAGUCCGAGUUUCCCACAACGGUCACUUAACAGAGAGAAUGAAUUGUUUUCUCACCGAGGCUGCUCCUGUUACAUUCUAAUAGCAAAGCUGACCCCAGAGCAGUUUUUAGAGAGUUUCUCCUCACUCCCCUCAGCUCUGUGUUUGUGAAGGGAAAGCAUUUUGGGUUCUUACACCAAUGGCAUAGUUGAAAAAGAAAAGAGACGUAAAGUUUGUACUGUGCAAGAGUUUCUUAUGAUGCCAAUGUCUUUGAUGGAGUGAUUGUUCUCAGACUUUUGGUAAAGCUGAAGGUGCACAAAUUGGUAUUUGUUUACAUCAUCAUCAUCAAUGACCGCUACUUUGCCAUUUGGUUAAUAGAACACAAACUGGGCUGGCUCCAGCAGUGUAGAGCUCUCUCUAAGCAGCUGUCUGCAAUACCGGUUUAAUUGUUCACUAAAUGGGGAGAUCCAAGUUAUACAGGUUUUGUCCUAACGCAAUCUGCCCAAGUGGUAACUAUUGGACUACGCUGCACAGAUGUUGUCUCUAAACUGACUCUAUAAACCAGUGGUCCCCAAACUACGGCCCGCCUCCACAUUUGGACCGGCCCCCUGAACAAUACCAGAGACACGUUCCGAUUUAUUAUUUUUUUCACCCUGCCCGCUGCCGUUGAGAUUGCAGUGAGACGCGGAGAAAAUGUGAAGUGGUGCUCUUCGCAAUAGAACAUCUUUGAUGGGACGUGUCGCGUCUCGGCCAAUCAGCGUUCAGAUGUCGACCGCGUUUGGGAAGUUAGGUUAGCUUGAAUGUUAGUCCGCUACAUCUGCUGCUGUCACGCUGCACGGUGUAGCGAUACUAACGAAGUACCCGUACGUUAAAAACGAUGUGAUUUAGCAUAUUUUUAGUAUCGAUACUUCAUUAAAAGAGCGAUCAGAGCGCACGCGCUGCUCCGCUCCGUUAAAUGCUGUCUGCACGCGCAGUGCUCACCUGUGUGCGCGCAUCGCUCAGCCGUGAUGCGCGCACACAGGUGAGCACACUCUCACCAGCCCCGCCCCCCCCCCCGGGCUGGCCCUCCAGCAGACAAGGGAAACGUUAUGUGGCCCUCUCAGGAAAAAGUUUGGGGACCCCUGCUAUAAACACAUAACCCACUGAAGUUCAAGGGACAGCAUGUUUUUUUAUAUUCUUUUUUUUAUGUCACAAAUGAUAAUGAAUUUGCCAUUUUAAGGGUAGUCCAUGUAAUUUGUACUAAUUAUUUGUAAUUUUUAUUCAUAUUUGUAAGGGCAAAACAUGAAUUGUGAUCUUGUUUUAUGUAUUAAGUACAUUUUUUUUCAUAUUACAUGCUUGCCUGUUUAGUUUCGGUUGUACCAAAUAUAUUGUCGAGCAUACCAACAAACGUUUCCUUGGUAAGGAAUUUGGAUUUCACGACCUAAAACUUGCAUAAUGUACCACAUUGUCAUUAUUGGGAAAAUUGAUGAUAAGAAAUCAGCAUCCAGCAUUUGGUAACGUUAGUCGCUCAUGUAUUAACCACAGUCCUAGAUUACUAUCCUUUUUGUGUACUGAUUUGUCGUCUUAAGAGAGCCACAAAGUGUAACAUCCUUACAAUACUGAAGCCAAGAAUCCUAGGUUUUCAACUGUUUUCCAUCCCCUCGUAUUCUGUAGGACUUUUCUUUUUUUUCCGUCACUGUUUUGACUCUAAAUAGACUUCAGCAUGUCAGCAUCCGUGCACACAGUCCACUUCCAGAAAUCUCCUCCUGUGCUCUUAAUCUGUCUUGAUCCCUAUCUACCUCUAAUAUAUGAUCUGUGACAUUAUUCCACUGUUGCACCUGAUCUCUGACGUUUGUUAUUGUUGCCUUAAUUCUUGCUAUUGACACACAUUGCAAAUCUGAUAUUAUUGACUGAUGUGCGGCGAUCCAACACAGCAAAGGGUGUGGAUGGAUAAGGAGAUAAAGUACACCAAAAAAAGUU
Molecule: messenger RNA, 3954 nt
Organism: Pseudoliparis swirei
Lineage: Eukaryota; Metazoa; Chordata; Actinopteri; Perciformes; Liparidae
Gene: ppardb
Product: peroxisome proliferator-activated receptor delta b
Exons: 8
Coding region: 220-1734 (504 amino acids)
Biological process (GO): regulation of lipid metabolic process; negative regulation of inflammatory response; negative regulation of transcription by RNA polymerase II
Cellular component (GO): nucleus
Molecular function (GO): RNA polymerase II cis-regulatory region sequence-specific DNA binding; zinc ion binding; nuclear receptor activity
Source: RefSeq, a predicted model, not a curated record